AUGCAAUUUCUACUGGGGUUUUUUUUGCACCUUGGGUUGCUCGGUUACAUGAAAGCCCAAGAUGAAUGCAAAAGGGGCUCCUGUCACCCCACCACCGGUGAUCUCCUGGUGGGUCGCAGCGCACAGCUCACGGCUUCUUCUACCUGUGGGUUGGAUGGAGCCCAGAAAUACUGCAUUCUCAGCUACCUCGAGGGGGAGCAGAAAUGCUUCAUCUGCGACUCGAGAUUUCCAUACAACCCGUACACCCAAUCCCACAGCCACACCAUUGAGAACGUAAUUACAAGUUUUGAACCAGAGAGAGAAAAGAAAUGGUGGCAAUCUGAAAAUGGUCUUGACCAUGUCAGCAUCAGAUUGGACCUAGAGGCAUUAUUUCAGUUCAGCCACCUCAUUCUGACCUUCAAGACUUUUCGGCCUGCUGCGAUGUUAGUUGAACGCUCCGCAGACUAUGGACACACCUGGAAAGUACUCAAAUAUUUUGCAAAAGACUGUGCUGCUUCCUUUCCCAAUAUCACAUCGGGCCAGGCCCAGGGAGUGGGAGACCUUGUUUGUGACUCCAGAUAUUCGGAUAUUGAACCCUCCACUGGUGGCGAGGUCGUUUUAAAAGUUCUGGAUCCCAGCUUUGAAAUAGAAAACCCUUACAGCCCCUACAUCCAGGACCUUGUGACAUUAACAAACCUGAGGAUAAACUUCACCAAACUCCAUACCCUUGGGGAUACUUUGCUGGGAAGGAGGGAAAAGGAGUCCCUUGAUAACUACUACUAUGCUCUGUAUAAGAUGGUGGUGCGGGGCAGAUGUUUUUGUAACGGCCACGCCAGCGAAUGUGGCCCGGCGCAGAAGGUGCGGGGAGACGCGUUCAGCCCCACCGGAAUGGUUCACGGUCGCUGUGUCUGUCAGCACCAUACAGAUGGCCCGAACUGUGAGAGGUGCAGGGACUUCUUCCACGACGCUCCGUGGAGGCCAGGAGCAGGCCACCAGGACAGCAUGUGCAGAGCUUGUCGCUGCAACAGCCACGCUGACCGCUGUCACUUCGACAUGAUGGCGUACGUGCGGAGCGGCGGCCGCAGCGGGGGCGUGUGCGAGGACUGCCGCCACCACACCGAGGGGCAGCACUGUGACCGCUGCAGACCCCUCUUCUACAGGGACGCGCUCAAGGCCAUGUCCGAUCCUCACGCGUGCAUCCCUUGUGAAUGUGACCCAGACGGGAGCUUAUCGGGUGGCAUGUGUGUGAGCCACCCUGAUCCUGCUUUGGGGACUGUGGCCGGCCAGUGCUUGUGCAAGGAGAACGUGGAAGGAGCCAAGUGCGACCAGUGCAAGCCCAACCACCACGGGCUGAGCGCCGCGGACCCCGCGGGUUGUCAGCCCUGCGACUGUAACCCCUGGGGGAGUCUGCCCCUCUCAGCCUGCGAUGUGGACACAGGGCGAUGCUUGUGCCAGCCGUUCGCCACGGGACCACACUGUGAAGAAUGCACCGCUGGAUACUGGGGACUGGAAGAUCACCUCCGUGGCUGUUCUCCCUGCGACUGUGAUAUUGGAGGUGCUUAUUCCAAUAUGUGCUCACCCAAGGAUGGGCAGUGUGAAUGCCGCCCGCACAUCACAGGCCGCCGCUGCUCUGAACCGGCCCCCGGCUACUUCUUUCCUCCUUUGAAUUUCUAUCUCUACGAGGCAGAGGAAGCCACCCCACUGCAAGGACUUGUGCCUUUGGGCUCAGUGACUUUUGGCCAGGUGCCUGCCCUUCACGUUGUUUUCCGAGAACCGGUUCCUGGGACCCUCAUUGCGUGGACUGGACCUGGAUUUGCCAGGGUUCUCCCUGGGGCUGGCUUGAGAUUUGCUGUCAACAACAUUUCCUUUCCCAUGAACUUCACCAUUGCCCUUCGCUACGAAACUCAGCCCACAGCCGACUGGACUGUCCAGGUCCUGGUUAACCCCCUUGGAGGGAGUGAGCACUGUCCACGCGAGAGUCCAUGGCCACGGCCUCCGUCUUUCCCUUUACCAGCGGCUUCCAGAAUCAUGCUUCUUCCCACACCCAUCUGUUUAGAACCAGAUGUACAAUAUUCCAUAGAUGUCUAUUUUUCCCAGCCUUUGGAAGGAGGGUCCCACGCUUAUUCGCACAUCCUGGUUGAUUCACUUGGUCUGAUUCCCCAAAUCAAUUCAUUGGAGAAUUUCUGCAGCAAGCAGGAUUUAGAUGAAUAUCAGCUGCACAACUGUGUUGAAAUUGCCUCGAAGAUGGGACCUCAAGUGCUCCCUGGUGUGUGUGAAAGGCUGAUAGUCAGCAUGUCUGCCAGGCUACACAACGGGGCAGUAGCCUGCAAGUGUCACCCCCAGGGCUCGGGGGGGCCCAGCUGUAGCCGACUUGGGGGCCAGUGCCAGUGCAAGCCUCACGUGGCCGGGCGCUGCUGUGACAGGUGCUCACCAGGAAGCUACAGUUUGGGACAUCAUGGCUGUCACCAAUGUCACUGUCACCCUCAAGGCUCAAAGAGCCCUGUAUGUGACCAAAUAACGGGACAGUGCUCCUGCCAGGGGGAGGUGGCCGGCCGCCGUUGUGAUCGGUGCCUGCAAGGCUACUUUGGAUUCCCCAGCUGCCGCCCUUGCCUUUGUAAUGGGUUCGCCGAACUUUGUGAUCCAGAGACAGGCUCGUGUUUCAAUUGCGGGGGUUUUACAACUGGAAGAAACUGUGAAAGAUGCAUCGAUGGUUACUAUGGGAAUCCUCCUUCAGGACGGUCCUGCCGCCCUUGCCGAUGUCCAGAUGUUCCCUCGAGUAGCCAAUAUUUUGCCCAUUCCUGUUAUCAGCAUCCUUGGAGCUCAGAUGUGAUCUGCAAUUGUCUUCAAGGUUAUGCAGGUAAGCAGUGUGGAGAAUGCUCUGCGGGUUUCUACGGAAAUCCCAGAAUUUCAGGAGCGUCUUGCCAGCCAUGUGCCUGCAACAAGAACACGGGGGUGAUGGACCCCGAGUCCUGCAGCCGGCUGACGGGGGAGUGCCUGAAGUGUUUGCACAACACGCAGGGGCCCCACUGCCAGUUCUGCAAACCGGGUUACUUUGGAUCGGCCGUCAAUCAGACCUGCAGGAGGUGCUCCUGCCAUCCUUCCGGGGUGAAUCCUGCUGAGUGUCCCCCUGGUCGGGGAGCUUGCCUCUGUGACCCUGACACUGGCACAUGCCCUUGUCUGCCCAAUGUCACAGGCCGGGCCUGUGACCGUUGUGCAGACGGAUACUGGAAUCUGGUCCCCGGCAGAGGAUGCCAGCCAUGUGACUGUGACCCCCAGACCUCUCAAGGCGGCCACUGUGACCAGCUUACAGGCCAGUGUCCGUGUAAAUUCGGCUAUGAUGGGAAACACUGCAGAGGGUGCAAGGAAAAUUAUUACGGUGAUCCACUGGGGCGAUGCAUUUCGUGUGACUGCGACAGGGAAGGUGCCCAGAACCCACCCUGUGACCAGGACACGGGCAUGUGCCGCUGCCGGGAGGGGGUGAGCGGCCCAAGAUGCGAUCGCUGUGCCCGGGGUCACGGCCAGGAAUUCCCUGCCUGUCUGCGGUGUCACGGCUGCUUUGAUCCCUGGGACCACACGGUGUCUGCCCUCUCCAAAGCCGUGCAAGGGUUAAUGAGGCUGGCUGCUGACACGCAAGAUAAAAGAGAGCCCGUGCUGGUCUGCAAGGCCGACUUCAAAGGCCUCAGAGAGAACAUGUCUGAAAUAGAAAGGAUUCUGAAACAUCCUGUUUUCUCAUCGGGGGAAUUCUUAACCGUCAAGGAUUAUCAGGACUCUGUUCGGGAACAAAUCAUGCAGCUAAGUGUGCAACUGAAAGCAGUACAUGAGUUUCUAGAUCUGAAAGAAAGGAUAGGAAGAAUGGGGAAUGAAGCAGACCUCUUACGUGAAGAUCUUCAGCGAGAAAUCAAUUUGCGCUCCUGUGCCCGUAAUGCAAGCAUCAUGGAUUACUCAGAGAACAUCAAGAAGCAUUAUCAGAGAUCAUCAUCUGCUGAAAAGAAAAGUAGUGAAACCACUUCUAUCAUAAAAAACUCUGAAAAAACCAGGAAUGACUUACUUACUAUCUUUGAUAUGCUAACCUCAAAACAAAACUUGUCAUUGGAAAAAUUAAAGCAAAUUACAGUACCAGAUAUCCAAAUACUGAAUGAAAAGGUGUGUGGAGAACCAGGGGACAUGCUGUGCGUGCUCUUGUCCGGUGAUGGCCCCAGCUGUCGUGGCCCCCUGCCCCUCUCGAGUGAUGCCCUCCAGCAAGCUCAGGAAGCAGAGUCUGUGAUUCAUAAUUUGAGCGACCAGGUUCAGGGUUGGAAGCUCCAGCUCAAAAAUGUAAGUAAACUGGCAGAAGUCUCCAAAAACAAUGCCUUACAGCUAAGUGAGAAACUGAGGAAUAUGAAAAAUCAAAGUGAAUCUGAAGAAGAGAAGAUGAGUCUUUUAAUCAAAAAGCUGAAAACGUUUUUGUCAGAGGAAAACGUGCCUCCGGAGGACAUACAGAAGGUUGCAAAUCGCGUACUUGACAUCCACCUACCAAUGACAUCGCAGAAUUUAACCCAUGAACUUGACAAAAUAUGGAAGCUGCUGCAGAUCUAUGAGGGCUACGGAACAGACGGGGACAGGCUACAGAAAGCAGCAGAGGAAGCCCAAAGGGUUUUGGUGAAAACAAAAGUUGCUGAAAAAGCAGCAAAUGUUCUAUUAAAUCUUGACAAAACGCUGAAUAAAUUGCAACAAGUUCAAGUCACCCAAGGAUGGGUAAAUUCUACCAUCACACAGCUGACGGUGGAGAUAACGAAAAUUAAAAAGAACAUCCUGCAGGCUGAAAAUGGAGCCAAGGACACUAAGAAUGAGCUGGACUUAGCAAAGCAGCAGUCAGUGCUGGAGGACGGGCUUUCCCGGCUGCAGACCAAGUUGCAAAGGAAUCGAGAGCAAGCCACCCAUGUGACAGCUCAGGCCGCAUUGGCCCAACACCAGGCUGGGGGCCUUGAGCAGGCAUUUGCAGAGCUGAAAAACCAAUACGCUGUUCUUCAACAUAAGACCAGUGCUACAGGACUGACAAAGGUGACUUUAGAAAAAGUGGAGCAGCUAAAAGAUGCGGCAGAAAAACUGGCGAUAGAUACAGAGGACAAGAUAAGAAGAAUAGCAGAUUUAGAAAAGAAGAUACAAGAUCUGAAUCUGAGUAGACAAGAAAAAGCUGACCAACUGAAACAGUUGGAAGAUCAAGUUGUUGCUGUUAAAAACGAGAUUGAUGAGCAAGAAAAUAAAUAUGCUACUUGCUAUACUUAG
Molecule: messenger RNA, 5244 nt
Organism: Odobenus rosmarus divergens (Pacific walrus)
Lineage: Eukaryota; Metazoa; Chordata; Mammalia; Carnivora; Odobenidae
Gene: LAMB4
Product: laminin, beta 4
Exons: 33
Coding region: 1-5244 (1747 amino acids)
Biological process (GO): basement membrane assembly; substrate adhesion-dependent cell spreading; cell migration
Cellular component (GO): laminin trimer
Source: RefSeq, a predicted model, not a curated record